AUGGGUGCUAAAGAAAGUCGCAUUUUCAAGCUAAUACCACUUUUCUUAUAUUUCUUCAUCAAUAUUCAUCUCUGCUUUGGAGCUGAUAGCAUAUCAGCUAGUCAGUCCCUCUCUGGCGACAAAACCAUUGUCUCUUCUGGUGGAAAUUAUGAGCUUGGUUUCUUUAAGCCAGGUAAAUCUUCCAAGUACUACAUCGGCAUCUGGUUCAAAAAGGUUUCUGAGCAAACUGUCGUUUGGGUUGCAAACAGGGAAAAACCAGUAAAGAAUAAAUAUUCUUCAGAGCUGAAAAUUGUGGAUGGUAACUUGGUGCUCUUCGACGAGAUGCAAGCACAAGUUUGGUCCACGGAGACAAAUGCUACUUUUUCCAGUCUGGUGGCAGUGCUUCUUGAUGAUGGAAACUUGGUUUUGAGAAAUGGGCCAAGUUCAACGCUGUGGCAAAGCUUGGAUUACCCUUCUGAUACAUGGUUACCAGGGAGCAAGAUUUCAUAUGAUAAACGUACAAACAAGACGAAAACUCUUACUUCAUGGAAGAAUUCAGAAGAUCCUGCUCCUGGAUUGUAUACAUUGGAAGUUGACCCAAUUAACAAUCAAGGUGUGAUUAUGUGGAACAGGUCUAAGCUGAUAUAG
Molecule: messenger RNA, 627 nt
Organism: Daucus carota subsp. sativus
Lineage: Eukaryota; Viridiplantae; Streptophyta; Magnoliopsida; Apiales; Apiaceae
Product: G-type lectin S-receptor-like serine/threonine-protein kinase At2g19130
Exons: 1
Coding region: 1-627 (208 amino acids)
Source: RefSeq, a predicted model, not a curated record